Messenger RNA from Ambispora leptoticha, 254 nucleotides. The record is from the annotation of a GenBank genome assembly. Lineage: Eukaryota; Fungi; Glomeromycota; Glomeromycetes; Archaeosporales; Ambisporaceae.
AGAAUCAUACUUGUGACGAACACUUUCAAACUCUCUCAUUAAUUGAUGCGUUUGAUAUCUGGCAAUCAGGUCAGGCGUUAACUGCACACUUGGUUUUACUUGCGACGCACGCUUUCAAACCCUUAACACCUGUUUUUAUCAUAGAGAAUCAUACUUGUGACGAACACUUUCAAACUCUCUCAUUAAUUGAUGCGUUUGAUAUCUGGCAAUCAGGUCAGGCGUUAACUGCACACUUGGUUUUACUUGUUAAAUAA